ACGACGCGCGUGACAUCAAUUUUGGGGAUGUCAAAGGCGAUCAAUUGUUAUGGAUUACAUUAGUAUCCCGCACUUCGCGACAUUCAGACAAGCCGGCACUGUGAUAAUUAGAUUAAAGAUGGAUGUGUCUGACAGCUGUUGUGGCAGCCCUAAGCUCCCUGCGUACCUGGGCAAUGUACAUAGGCCCUCAAGUUGUGAACGAUGUUUUAGGACCAGAAACCAAUAUAGUGACUGUGAUAGUGAAUUAGUGGACAGAUGUCGAACCUACAGAUCGCGCGUUGCCAAAAGCAGAUACGUCAACGUCUGCGCAGCAGUUUGCCUUGUUCUUCUGGUGGGAGGGCUCUCACCGCAGUCGACAGCGGCACCCCAUUAUCGAAUUAUGGACAGACAACGUAGGUCAUCCUCCCAGGAGAAUCACAUUUGGGGAAACCCUUGUGAUUAUGGCUCUGAUAGCAAAUCGUUAAAAUACUCAGCAAAACUAGCUAAAGAAGUAGAGAUUCAAGCGAGGAACGCCCUUAAUGCGGCAUCGGAGUACAAAGAUAAAUUUGUAAAGCUUCAUAGUUUCUCAACAUAUGAAGAUUUACUCAGCACCUGGAGUGGCACCGAUUGGCUCAAGGGCUACAGCUGGUUAAAUCAAGAAGUUAAAGACGGUCUCCCGCAAGGAAAUCUCCGUUACAAGGGUGUCAGUGAUGAAUACCUGGACAAUCUAAUGAAUAAUAUUGACAGUCAUCUGCCGUCAAUGUACAGGGGUCUGAAGAUGGUAGUCGCUGGACUGUAUCUCGUAAGCACUGAAGGCUUGAAUGAUGACAUCAGGUCUGAUGCUGAACUCAAACAGAACAUCACCAAGACCAUGCACAAUGCUCGGGCUGUUCUAUGCUUAUUUAGUGAUGUAAUGAGGUCUCGUAGCCUCGAAGUAGCUCCACUCCUAGACUCGGAACUUCCCGAUUUCAAGAACGACAAGGUUCUCUACGCAUUUCUAGUAUACAGGGACACACUUAACUACUUAGACUACCUUUCUGAUGUCUUCAAGAAGAUGUACGUUGUAGACUCGCAGAAGACUGAUUGAUGAUUUACAAUAGAGCGGAAUGAGUUACAUAUAACAGUAUUUCCGUGGUGAUAAGUGUUACGAUGUCUGUAUAGAAGUACUCAGUAUGUGUAACUCGUUCACGUCUGCCCCAUUUUUGUAUUAUACUCGGGCUGUCUACUUAACCGAUGGUGCUUUUAAAUGUAGUUAACAAUUUCAGCCGAGAAUCUCUGCACCAUCAAUAGUAGUGAAUUAUUUUGCCAUUAUAUUGCCAUUUCGGUCCAGAGCGAAACAGCGAAACAGUUCCUGUAUGUAAAUAGUUGAGUUUAAAUUAUUUAUUAAGGAGGCAGCUUAAUUCUAAAUUUUCCGCUAGUCAAGUUUAUUUAUUUCGUACAAUUCAUAGUUUCAAUUUAGAAAUUUUGUAGUAUAAGAGACUCUCAUUCCACCAAACUUGCGUGCUAGUAAAUUAUUAUUUGAUUGUUUCAUCUGAGUGUUUUGAUAUGAAUGUUAUCGAGGGAACGAUUGAAGCAGAAAUAAUUUAAUUUGUACAUUUUUAAUUCUAGUUUCCUUUUAGUUUUACUCGAAUUCUUUGUUAACUAUUUAUAUCGCUGUUACAUAACGAUGACUAGCUUUAAUGCAGCUAAUUAUAUUGUAAAGUAUAGAGCCAGUGUAUUUAUGACUUAAUCAUUAUUUGUAUAGUUCAAAUAGUAUUUAUGACUGCGCAAACGGCUAUGUUUGUGAUAUUAAAUUAUUA
This is a messenger RNA of Pieris rapae (cabbage white), 1778 nucleotides long. RefSeq lists its product as uncharacterized. The record is from RefSeq and is a predicted model, not a curated record. The coding region runs from base 50 to 1066 and encodes 338 amino acids. NCBI's taxonomy places the organism in Eukaryota, Metazoa, Arthropoda, Insecta, Lepidoptera, Pieridae. The transcript has 6 exons.